AUGGAGAUUUCAACGGAGACUCUUUUCUUUCAAACGUGUCAGCUCUGCGACAAAGUCUUCACUCAGGAGCACCCAUUUAAGCGCCAUGUGAACUAUUGCCGUCGCGCUCAGACUCAACGCAAAGGGCGCCAAAAGUCUUGUACUUCGUGUAGAUCAGCUAAAACGAAAUGCGACUUUGGUCAGCCAUGUUCAAGGUGUUUGAAGAAGGACCUGCGAUGCGCGUAUGGUCGACCGACUCGCAACGGGCCUCUGACUUCAGUCAGACAUAGUGAAGAACCCAAUGUUUGGGCGAACAACGAGCUACAGACCAUUAGUAGCCUCGCAGACUCUGCGCCAUUGGGGAUAUCCUUCGAAAUGGAUGAUUUCGCAGCUGGUUUUAUCUCGUCGUUGGACCCAAUGUCGACUGACAUUUUGGAUCUGGAGCCAAGUUCAGUGGAAUUGUCGCCGCUUACCAUUACUAACGACAGGCAAAUCCACAUGCCACCAAGAUCUCUCAGCUCUAAGGGCGAUUUAACACGCGUAUCAAACCGACUUUCCAGCAUGCAGCAUGCAUCGCGAGUGAUAAUGCAGAUGCUCUACGCUUAUCCACAGAUGAUGCUUCGCCGACAAACCUUCCCGCCAUUUAUGCAUCCGCAGUGGCAUGAGAAAGCACUACCGGAGACGCUAGGUAACUGCAUGAGUAUAGCUCAGCUCUUUGCUGCGAGAACGGCGGAAACCCAGUCGUUUCUGUGGAGGAUGGUCGCUGCUGAGGAGGCGCGCUUCCGGGAAAGGUUGUAUACGUUCUCUCCCCGUGAGGUGCAUCUCUGUCUAGAGGCUAUGAUUAUCUAUAUGAUGAUGUCGAUGAGUGAAUCCGACUCGGAAAGCAAAGAGCGAACUUCCAGGCUAUUCGAAACAGCCGAGGUCAGUGUUGUCAAGCUUUACCAUGGAUAUUUAGCUAAACUGUAUCAGCUAAUCGGUUCCCGCUUCCUCGAUAUCACCGGUAGCUACUCGGCCUCCGAAAUAUCCGAGCCAAGUUCAACAUGGCAAGAUUGGAUCUUUGCAGAAUCACGUCGCCGAACGUCUUGUCUCUGGCUCAUCAUAAGCUGCGUGAUCACUAUCGAGAAUGGUAGGACGUGCAGUAGCUGCAGCGAUGUGCAUAAUCUUCCGCUCCCAUCGAGCAAACUACUAUGGGAAGCCAGGAGUCUUGAGGAAUGGCAGACUGAGAAAGCCUUCUUUGACAUGAGCUGUCCUAUUACGACAUUGGGUGAGCUGGUUGAAGCAAAGACGAAUGCGGGAAAUCCAGUUGAAGCACAGAGGUUGCAGAGUUGGGAAAUGGGGAGCGAUAAGAUGACUGCCAUGUUGAAUAUUGCUGUUGAGUUUGUAUGGGGCAACGUCCUAUAAAGGCUGACUCUGAGAACCGUUAUUUCAUACUGUAUUAUAGUUCCCGGGCGAACCCCACUGGGGAGGAUACCCUUGCAUUCCGGCAUUUGAAGUCGUCAAACGUGCGAGUCUCGAACAGAUGCCCGCAUCAUGAUUCCGAUACGAUCUACGGAAGAUUCCAGCAAAUGACAUGUUUGCACCAGAAAAAGCAAAAGUCCAAAAGAUAACGAAUUGGAGAAGACGUCAGAUACGCCCGGUCACGUGC
Messenger RNA from Fusarium redolens, 1624 nucleotides. RefSeq lists its product as uncharacterized. The record is from RefSeq and is a predicted model, not a curated record. Gene Ontology annotation, molecular function: DNA-binding transcription factor activity, RNA polymerase II-specific; zinc ion binding. The coding region runs from base 1 to 1380 and encodes 459 amino acids. Gene Ontology annotation, biological process: regulation of DNA-templated transcription. The transcript is spliced from 3 exons. NCBI's taxonomy places the organism in Eukaryota, Fungi, Ascomycota, Sordariomycetes, Hypocreales, Nectriaceae.